UCACAAUUAAAAUGAAAAUAGAGAAAAAAAUGUCUCUGUCAUUCGACCAGCCCUCCGCUCUAGUCCUAAUCGACAACCAAACCAGCUUCAACCACCCCAAAUUCCCAAGCUCGUCUCGCUCCAAUCCCUCAUACGAAGCCAAUCUAACCACCCUUCUCGCCGCAUUCCGCUCCGCUCGCCAACGUCUAACCCCUGGACGUAUCCACAUCAUCCACAUCUUCCACUCAUCUCUCGAGACUGACAGUUCCUUCCACCCUUCUGCUGCCCCCAAACCCUUCGACUUCGCGACUCCAGCAGCCGAUGGCUCUGAGCUCGUGAUGUGGAAGUGUGUCAACUCAUCCUUCAUCGGGACCAGCCUCGAAUCCUAUCUUCGCAAGAACGGCAUUCGACAAGUCUUUUUCGCUGGCCUGACAACCGACCAGUGUGUAUCGACCACGGUGCGUAUGGCGGCGAAUCUCGGGGUAGUUGAUAAUUUUCCCGAUGGACGGCCGGUGACGGUCAACUCGGAUGGGUCACAUCCGCCAAAUGUCGAUAUUGACCACGGCCGCAUUGUGCUGGUGUCGGAUGCAACGGCGACUUUUGCAAAGGGGGGGUUUGAUGCGGAGACUGUGCAUGGGGUGUCGGUAGCGAGUGUGGAGGGGGAGUUUGCGGAGGUUUUUAGUACACAGGAGAUUGCCAAGGCAUUGGUUUGAAAGAAUAUCAAAAA
Messenger RNA from Talaromyces proteolyticus, 706 nucleotides. Its product is annotated as Isochorismatase-like protein. The transcript has a single exon. Lineage: Eukaryota; Fungi; Ascomycota; Eurotiomycetes; Eurotiales; Trichocomaceae. The record is from RefSeq and is a predicted model, not a curated record. Bases 12 to 692 code for a protein of 226 amino acids.